AUGUCGCGACCAAACACCAUCUCACUUCGAACACCUUUACCCUAUCGGGUAGAAGACGCCUCGAUUCGGGCAGAGGGAGAGACAACGGAUCCCUCGUGUCAAUCGGCCUCGGGGCGUCUCGCUCCCCCGAACAGUCCGUCGAGCGAUUACACUCGAUCUCCUCGACCCUCGCCCCCGAGCAAAAUUACCUUGAACUUGGCACAUACUGUUGACUUCCGAGCCAUCACUUAUGCCGAUGCGAUCGAUGAAAAUCUAAUGUGCGCCAUCUGUCGUUGUGCCUUUGUCGACCCCCUCUCGACGACCUGUCAACACACCUUCUGUUCCGAGUGCCUGCAUGACGCUCUUUGCCACAGCCUCAGUUGUCCCAUCGAUCGAUUAGCCCUGAACCACGAGCUCGACCUGAGCCCAGCCCCCAAGAUCAUUAAGAAUCAAGUGGAUAAUCUCAAGGUCAUCUGUCCAUGCUGUGCGGCACCCAUCUCUCGCUCCAUGCUUGAAAACCAUCUCUCAAAAUACUGCCCCGAGUCGUCUAUUCGUUGUCCCGGCAUUAAUACGAACAAAAAGUGUUCACAUCAGAUUCCGAGGAAAUUGGCUGAGCAAGGCUGUCUACAUUACUCGACCAAUUGCCCCCAUUGCGAGGAAGCUCUUUGGCAGAUUGAUCUCCCACAUCAUCAAGAAUACUCGUGCAAAGCUCGUUACACGAAAUGUCAGUAUUGUGGCCUAGAAACUUUGCGCUUUCGAGAGGUCGAGCACGCCAACGAAUGUCCUGACGCACCAGGCCCGUGUCGUUGGGUAGAAUAUGGCUGUCCACAUCAGAGCCUUCGGAGGGAGCUCUCACAGCACGAUGAGUCGUGCAGCUUUCGUCACAUGGGCAAGAUGGGCGACAAAUUCAUCAAAGAAAUCAGCGACCUGCGCGCCCAUGUCCGCACUCUCACUGAAGCCAAUCAGCUGCAAGACCGGCGCAUCAAAUUUCUCGAGUCGGGCAGUCGGCAAAUGGAUGGCUUUCUAGACGACGCUGAUCUCACGAGCUCAACAUCCCCAGCAGUCAUGGGUGCAGUUUCUACAGAGCCCCUCAAUUCUGGACACGAGUAUCUCUUAUCUCUCUUGGAGUAUCAGGAGAGCAAGCUGAGCCAGCUGUCUGCCGGAAUGACGGAGCUUGAAGCGAAGCAGACAACCAUGCUUUUCAACGAGACUAUCCCGAUCAAGAACGAGCUUGCCGAAAUACGUAGCUUGCAGCAGACAGCCAGCAUGCAUAUUCGUUGGCUCAUGGCAUUUCGGAUCCGCGAAAACGGGAAACGCGUGGGUGGCAGCAGUAGCAGUGGAAGCGGUAGCGGUAGCUCGAUGGGUGAAGGGGCAUCUGAAGCGGUAGAAUCUAGCCGUCAUUCGCCUUUCUCUCGCCGUCGCAGCGAUUCACUCUCACGCGACAUCGUGACGAAACUCUAA
This is a messenger RNA of Blumeria graminis f. sp. triticale, 1440 nucleotides long. NCBI's taxonomy places the organism in Eukaryota, Fungi, Ascomycota, Leotiomycetes, Helotiales, Erysiphaceae. The record is from the annotation of a GenBank genome assembly.